This is a messenger RNA of Arabidopsis arenosa, 3092 nucleotides long. NCBI's taxonomy places the organism in Eukaryota, Viridiplantae, Streptophyta, Magnoliopsida, Brassicales, Brassicaceae. The record is from the annotation of a GenBank genome assembly.
GACGAUAUAUCAGUCUCAUUGUUGAAAGAGAUCUGUUCAGAUACGGCGUGAGAAAUGGAUAGCGGCGACAUUGAAGAAGCCGGCGGUAAUGGCGAAGAGGAAUUCCGGUCAGGGCCACGUCUCGGCGGAAGCAAAUACAGGCCGGUGGUUGCGCACGAUAGAGCGGUUGUUGAGAUGUCCUCCAUCGAUCCUGGAUCUUCCUCUUCCACCCUCAAGAACAUAAAAGUAGUUGCACCAGGAGACAUGGGCGCUGGUGUAAGGGGACCAGAAGAUGGAGUCAAUGGCCAUCAGAAGGAAUCCAAGCUGGAAUUAUUUGGUUUCGACUCUCUUGUGAAUAUUCUUGGCUUGAAGAGUAUGACAGGGGAGCAAAUUCCGGCACCAUCUAGCCCUAGAGAUGGGGAGGAUAUCUCCAUCACGCAAGGGCACCCAAAGCCUCCUGCUCUCAAGAUGGGUACAAUGAUGGGAGUUUUCGUUCCCUGCUUGCAAAACAUAUUAGGAAUUAUAUAUUAUAUCCGUUUCACAUGGAUUGUUGGUAUGGCUGGUAUCGGACAAGGCCUAGUAUUGGUAUUGCUUUGUGGCUUAUGUACAUUCUUGACGACAAUAUCUUUGAGUGCUAUUGCAACAAAUGGUGCAAUGAAGGGUGGAGGACCAUAUUACCUCAUUGGUCGCGCUCUUGGUCCGGAAGUUGGGAUUAGCAUAGGUUUAUGCUUUUUUCUUGGCAAUGCAGUUGCUGGAGCUCUGUAUGUUUUGGGUGCUGUGGAGACUUUUCUAAAAGCAUUCCCUGCUGCUGGGAUUUUUAGAGAAACUAUCACAAAGGUUAAUGGAACAGCAGUUUCCGAAUCAAUACAAAGCCCGAACUCACAUGACUUGCAGGUUUAUGGAAUUGUUGUGACAAUCCUUCUUUGCUUCAUUGUGUUUGGUGGCGUGAAGAUGAUCAAUCGGGUUGCACCUGCUUUCCUCGUACCCGUUUUGCUCUCUAUCUUCUGCAUAUUCAUCGGGAUAUUUUUGGCAAAGACAGAUGAUCCUGACAAUGGAAUUACGGGCUUGCGCUUAAAAAGUUUUAAAGAUAACUGGGGCUCUGCUUAUCAAAUGACAAAUGAUGCGGGAAUUCCUGAUCCAACUGGAGGGACGUACUGGAGUUUCAAUGAGCUGGUGGGUCUAUUUUUCCCUGCUGUAACAGGAAUUAUGGCUGGUUCAAAUCGAUCAGCUUCACUUAAAGACACUCAAAAAUCAAUUCCUGUUGGUACAUUGGCUGCCACUCUGACCACAACCUCACUAUAUUUGAUUUCUGUGUUGUUUUUUGGAGCUGUUGCGACCCGUGACAAACUUUUAACUGAUAGGCUACUUACUGCUACAAUUGCUUGGCCUUUCCCUGCCAUUGUUCACGUUGGAAUCAUACUUUCAACCUUAGGGGCUGCUCUCCAGAGUUUGACAGGGGCACCACGGUUACUUGCAGCUAUAGCAAAUGAUGAUAUUCUCCCCAUCCUGAAUUAUUUUAAAGUUGCAGAUACUAGUGAACCUCACAUAGCGACACUCUUCACAGCAUUUAUCUGCAUCGGAUGUGUUGUUAUCGGAAAUCUGGAUCUUAUCACACCGACUGUGACCAUGUUUUAUCUUUUGUGCUAUUCGGGAGUAAACUUGUCUUGUUUCCUACUCGAUCUUCUUGAUGCUCCAAGUUGGCGUCCACGGUGGAAAUAUCAUCAUUGGAGCCUUUCCUUUGUUGGAGCCGCACUUUGCAUAGUGAUCAUGUUCUUGAUUUCUUGGUCAUUCACUGUGGUUGCCAUUGCACUUGCAAGUCUUAUAUACAAAUACGUUGGCCUAAAAGGAAAGGCUGGGGACUGGGGGGAUGGUUUCAAGAGUGCAUAUUUUCAGUUGGCCCUUCGUAGUCUCAGGUCACUCGGAGCGAACCAAGUGCACCCAAAGAAUUGGUACCCAAUUCCCCUUGUUUUCUGCAGACCGUGGGGACAGCUUCCGGAAAAUGUUCCGUGUCACCCUAAGCUGGCUGAUUUUGCUAACUGUAUGAAGAAAAAAGGUCGUGGAAUGUCGAUCUUUGUCUCAAUAUUAGAUGGUGACUACUAUGAAUGUGCUGAAGAAGCAAAGGAAGCUUGCAAACAAUUGGCCACCUACAUUGAGUACAAGCGUUGUGAAGGUGUAGCUGAAAUCGUUGUAGCCCCAAACAUGACCGAAGGGUUCCGUGGGAUCAUCCAGACGAUGGGACUCGGAAACCUCAAACCCAACAUCGUGGUAAUGCGGUACCCUGAGAUCUGGCGCCGAGAAAAUCUAACAGAGAUUCCAUCCACAUUUGUUGGGAUAAUCAAUGACUGCAUAACAGCAAACAAAGCAGUUGUCAUCAUCAAAGGGUUAGACGAGUGGCCAAACGAGUACCAAAGACAGUACGGAACAAUUGACUUGUACUGGAUUGUGAGAGAUGGUGGUCUCAUGCUUCUUCUCUCACAGCUUCUUCUGACAAAAGAAAGCUUUGAAAGCUGCAAAAUCCAACUCUUCUGCAUAGCUGAAGAGGAUUCAGACGCGGAAGCACUCAAAGCCGACGUGAAGAAGUUCCUCUACGAUCUCAGAAUGCAAGCAGAAGUAAUCGUGGUCACGAUGAAAUCAUGGGACAUAAGAUCCGAAGGAAACAGCCAAGAAGAUUCAUUGGAAGCUUUUGAUGCAGCACAGAGACGAAUCUCAGAUUACUUGGGAGAGAUCAAGAGACAGGGUUCGAAUCCGUUAUUGGCAAAUGGGAAACCGAUGGUGGUGAAUGAGCAACAAGUGGAGAAGUUUCUAUACACAAUGCUGAAACUGAACUCGACCAUACUCAGUUACUCGAGGAUGGCUGCGGUGGUUCUGGUUAGUCUCCCGCCACCUCCGUUGAACCACCCCGCAUAUUUCUACAUGGAAUAUAUGGAUUUGCUGGUGGAGAAUGUGCCAAGGAUGUUGAUCGUAAGAGGGUAUCACAGAGACGUUGUUACUUUGUUUACAUAGUUCAAUCUCAUUUUAUACCCACCAAGAACAUCAAAAAGCCUGCCUUUCAAGGUCAGUUUUUUUUAUUACAGUUUCUAAUAUUUUUCUUGUAGUACAGUGAAUUCCAUUUU